Drosophila hydei is the source of this 2702-nucleotide messenger RNA. RefSeq names its product xenotropic and polytropic retrovirus receptor 1. Lineage: Eukaryota; Metazoa; Arthropoda; Insecta; Diptera; Drosophilidae. Gene Ontology annotation, molecular function: inositol hexakisphosphate binding. Gene Ontology annotation, biological process: cellular response to phosphate starvation; phosphate ion transport. The coding region runs from base 675 to 2702 and encodes 675 amino acids. The transcript has 7 exons. The record is from RefSeq and is a predicted model, not a curated record. Gene Ontology annotation, cellular component: Golgi apparatus; cytoplasm; plasma membrane.
GGAAUGGGUUGUGCACAGAAAACAUGACUGAAAUAUUCAUUAGAUACAGCCAUAUAUAAUAUUAAGGCUAUAAAUUAUAUUGUAGAAUUGCUUCUAGGGGUUACGUCGCGCGAUAAUCAAUGGAAGUCCAAUAUACACUUGUCCGAUAAUAUUUGUGAGUAGAUAAACUUGUAACCAUAUAUCAGCUGACAUCCAGUUAUCUCAGCAAGAUAGUCUACAUGGAAAUAGAUAGGGGCUAUCUCAGCGUAUUUGGCUGUCGGUGUGUCGCUGCUGCUAUAGAUAAAUAAUUUAUGUAUUUUCCUUGUUUAAUUUUAAUUAGGCAAAAACUCCGAGCGUCUUAUCAACUGGCGAAUAAAUAUAGAUCCGCUGUGCUUGGUCCCGCCUGCUGCAGCUGGGCAAUAUUUUAAAGCGCAUUGAACGCUUGUACUGUGCGGGUGGUGUCGAACGCGGUGUGCCGCUAAAGAAGCAACAAGAGUUAAAAAAUAAAUCCAGAUAAAACACGGAUGCACACGUUGGGUGACAGCGACAAUUGUUUAUUGCCUGGCACAAUUAACUUAAGCUAUAUAAAAAUUUGUUGGCUCGCAGUUGGCUAAGAACAAAGCCAGGGACACGACGAUAACAGUACCUCUAACGUCGUCGUCGUCGUCGUCGUCGUCGCCGUCGCCGUCGCCGCCAUGAAGUUCGCUGAGCAUCUGUCGGCGCACAUAACGCCCGAGUGGCGUAAGCAGUACAUCAACUAUGAGGAAAUGAAGGCCAUGCUGUAUUUGGCUGUCGAGGAGGCGCCGUCUGUGGACAGCGUGGAGGAUGAGGUGCUCAAGCGGCACUUUGCCAACUUCGAUGAGAACUUCUUUCACUAUUGCGACAAGGAGCUGAAGAAGAUAAAUACGUUCUAUUCGGAAAAGUUGGCGGAGGCAACGCGUAAAUUUGCGACACUCAAUGCGGAGCUAAAGUCAAGCAUUGAGGAGUCCGAGCGUACGGCCAAGAAGUCCAAGGGCCAGAAACGACAUGCCGCAUUGCCAGACCGCAAAGCACGCGAAUUAAAAUUAGCUUUCAGCGAAUUCUAUUUGAGUCUUAUACUGUUGCAGAACUAUCAGAAUCUGAAUCAUACGGGCUUUCGUAAAAUACUUAAGAAACACGACAAGCUGCUGCGCGUGGAUAGCGGAGCCAAAUGGCGUCAGGAAUAUGUGGAGGCAUCGCAUUUCUUUAUCAAUAAAGACAUUGACAACAUCAUCAAUGAAACGGAGACGACGGUCACGGGCGAACUGGAAGGGGGCGAUCGACAGCGUGCGAUGAAACGUUUGCGUGUGCCGCCCCUUGGCGAGCAACAAAGUCCAUGGACCACCUUUAAAGUUGGCCUCUUCUCGGGCAGUUUUAUUGUACUCGGCAUUGUGGUUGCAUUGUCUGCAAUAUUCCACGAUAUAACCGGCGAGAAUUUGAAGGUCACGUUUCGUCUGUAUCGCGGUCCAUUGUUGAUCAUCGAAUUUAUAUUUUUGAUUGGCGUUAAUAUUUAUGGCUGGCGCUCGUCGGGUGUUAAUCAUGUGCUUAUCUUCGAGCUGGAUCCCCGCAAUCAUCUAUCCGAACAGCAUCUGAUGGAGCUGGCGGCCAUAUUUGGCGUCGUCUGGACACUGAGCAUGCUCAGCUUUCUGUAUAGCGCCAGCCUAAGCAUACCGGCCUUUAUCAAUCCUUUAACAUUGACACUGAUCAUGGUGAUAUUUUUGGCCAAUCCUUUUCAUGUGCUCCAUCACGAUGCACGAUUUUGGCUGCUUCGCAUCACUGGGCGCUGCAUUGCUGCCCCGUUCUUUCAUGUGGGCUUUGCCGAUUUCUGGCUGGGCGAUCAGCUGAACUCGCUAGCUACCGCGAUCUUAGAUUUUGAGUAUCUCAUAUGCUUCUACUUCACCAAUGGCAACUGGUCGGAGGCGGUGGAUGCAUCGAUUUGUAUGGAAAAGGAUUUUAUCGUGCGGCCAAUUGUCAAUUGUCUGCCGGCCUGGUUCCGCUUUGCACAAUGCUUGAGGCGUUAUCGGGACACACGAGAAGCCUUUCCGCAUCUGGUCAAUGCUGGCAAAUAUUCAACGACCUUCAUGGUCGUCAUCUUUGCCACGCUGAAAAGCUUUAACAGUCCCAACUAUGCUAGCUCCUAUGAUAAUCCCUACACCUGGCUGUGGAUAGUAGCUUCUAUAGUUUCUUCCUGUUACUCAUAUACGUGGGACAUCAAGAUGGAUUGGGGCCUGUUCGAUAAGAAUGCGGGCGAAAAUACGUUCCUGCGCGAGGAAGUCGUCUACUCGUCCACAGGCUUCUACUACUUUGCCAUCCUAGAGGAUUUGGCGUUGCGGUUUAUCUGGGCACUGUCCUUCUAUUUGACUGAAAUGAAAAUCGUUAGCGGCGAUAUAAUGACCUCAAUAACCGGCAUACUGGAAGUCUUUCGUCGUUUCGUUUGGAACUUUUUCCGCUUGGAGAACGAGCAUCUGAAUAACUGCGGUAAAUUCCGAGCCGUGCGAGAUAUUUCAAUCGCACCGCUUGAUUCAUCCGACCAGACGCUUAUCUUGCGCAUGAUGGAUGAGACGGAUGGUGUGAUCAAUCGCUAUACGAAAACGAACAGGCCCAAGCCAAAGAAGGUUAAAGAUCCGGAGAAGCGUAGUCUGCUGCAGACACGCGGCUCGCUGCCCGAUUUUGGCAUUGAUAUUGAUGGCAGUAAAAAGCUUUAA